AUGUCUUUAAGCUUCCAGUAUCUGCGUCUUACGAAGGACAACUAUGAUAGUCAGUCUAUUCGAGUAAAGGCGAUACUCUGUUCCCAAGGUGCAUGGGAAAUUGUCAGUGAUGGGUUUGUCGAACCUGACGAGGAUGCGGAGUUGAUCCCGAUUCAAAAGUUCGAGAAAAACAAAAGAAGGACCAGCAUGCUCUAUCUAUCAUCCACCAGUGAGGCAUGGGGAAUUCUCGAAAAUUCUCACAAAGGAGUUGAUAGGGUAAAGAAGGUGCGGCUUCAGAUUUUACGGGGAGAAUUCGAAGCUCUUCGUCAGGAAGCGUCGGAGUCUAUUUUAGUCUAUUUCACGCGGGUCUUCUCCAUCAUCAACCAGAUGAAGAGAAACGGUGAAAGUAUAGAAGGCGUUCGCGUGAUCGAGAAAAUUUUAUGUUCUCUACAUAAGAGAUUUGAUCAUGUUGUGGUUGCAAUCGAGGAGAAUAGAGAUUUGGAGAAUAUGUCCAUUGACGAAUUAAAUGGAUCGCUACGGGUGCACGAGGAGCGAAUGAACAAGCACAAGAAAGAGACAUCGGAGCAAGUCUUACUAGUCAAGCAUUUGUUUGCCGAAAGGGGAAGUGCAGUUUUAUGA
This is a messenger RNA of Zingiber officinale, 618 nucleotides long. RefSeq lists its product as uncharacterized. Lineage: Eukaryota; Viridiplantae; Streptophyta; Magnoliopsida; Zingiberales; Zingiberaceae. The record is from RefSeq and is a predicted model, not a curated record. The transcript has 2 exons. The coding region runs from base 1 to 618 and encodes 205 amino acids.